AUGCCUGAUAUUAACAAACCAUUGGAUAAUAUCGCUGAUGCAUUAAGACUUUCACCGCUUGCAUUAGCUAUGGCAAAUGAAUUUGUUUUUGAUAUUUCUAAAAUAUUAAAGAAAAUGGCAUUUGAUCUUAUCAUAUUCGGCUAUAUUAUCCCAUCAAUGGUUAUCAUUUUUGUAACUAUUCUUACAUGUUGGUAUAUACGUGAAGAAAUUCGUAAUCUUUAUCCAAUGCUUGUACCGGUUUGUUAG
Loa loa (African eye worm) is the source of this 246-nucleotide messenger RNA. RefSeq lists its product as hypothetical. Lineage: Eukaryota; Metazoa; Nematoda; Chromadorea; Rhabditida; Onchocercidae. Bases 1 to 246 code for a protein of 81 amino acids. The transcript is spliced from 2 exons. The record is from RefSeq and is a predicted model, not a curated record.